UACGAAUAUCGAUGAGUUUGAGCGCAUUGUUGUCACAACAGAUCCAUAUCUCAAACAUCCGAAGCGGACGAUCAAAGCCGGGACUAAAGGCUCAGCAUUUGGUUGGUCUGCAUCUGAUUCGGGACAUCACUUGCGGACAACUCAUUGGCGAUCAGUUCUCCUCCACUGAUAUCAAGUUUAUGCCGAAACAACUCAUUUCCGGCCACUUCUUUGGCGACACCAAAACUGCCGGAAGCGUCACUCUCUUGUUUCAGACAUCGCUUCCGUGUCUUCUUUACGCGAGUGAAACAUCAUAUCUUUGUCUGAAGGGCGGAACCAAUGCAGAAAUGGCGCCACAAAUUGAUUACACAAUUAAUGUAUUGAAACCUAUUUUAGAGCGAUUUGGCGUUUCCUUUGAUUGUGAUGUCAUUCGUCGCGGAUAUUAUCCUAAAGGAGGCGGAGAAGUGAUGUUUACUGUGGAACCGGUCUCUGGAUUGAAGGCCAUCCAAAUGACAGAAUUGGGACAAUUAACCAAAAUUAGUGGAUAUAGUUUUGUGGCCGGAGUUCUGCCCAUUAAAAUGACACAUUCAAUGGCCGAUUCAGCUAUUAAUCUGCUUCGAGAGGCCUUUCCAGGCGUUCCUAUCGAUGUCAAGAGAGUCCACGAAAGCCGAGACAAGGCUUUCGGCAACGGAUCUGGAAUUAUACUCAUCGCCGAAUCGUCGACGGGAUGUCGUGUCUGUGGAUCCGCUUUAGGCAAACAGUCUAUUAGUACGGAAGCGGUCGGUGAGAGCGCAGCCAAAGAUUUAAUAGAAGAUCUGAGUUACGGCUCAACUGUUGACCGUUACCUUCAGGAUCAGAUAAUCAUAUUUAUGGCGCUUUCGAGCGGCAAAUCCAGUAUAAAGACGGGUCCACUCACUCAACACACACUAACGGCUAUACAUUUCGCACAAUUAAUAUCAGGCGCUAAAUUUGAAGUGAAAACAAUUGUCGAAAGCAAACAAUAUAUGAUUGAAUGCGAAGGCAUUGCUUUAGUGAACAAAUUUAUUUAAUUUUUCAAAAAUUUUUUAAAUAAUUAAAAUAAAUAAUAUAGAAAUUGUUUCAAAUAUUAUAUUUUUUAAUAAGAAUAUAUAAUUAAAACCAUUUUUCAAUUUAAAA
Medioppia subpectinata is the source of this 1134-nucleotide messenger RNA. NCBI's taxonomy places the organism in Eukaryota, Metazoa, Arthropoda, Arachnida, Sarcoptiformes, Oppiidae. The record is from the annotation of a GenBank genome assembly.